Messenger RNA from Habropoda laboriosa, 1267 nucleotides. It is a transcript of the gene Stg-1, whose product is annotated as voltage-dependent calcium channel gamma-5 subunit. NCBI's taxonomy places the organism in Eukaryota, Metazoa, Arthropoda, Insecta, Hymenoptera, Apidae. Gene Ontology annotation, biological process: postsynaptic neurotransmitter receptor diffusion trapping; positive regulation of synaptic transmission, glutamatergic; neurotransmitter receptor transport, postsynaptic endosome to lysosome. The transcript is spliced from 8 exons. Gene Ontology annotation, cellular component: postsynaptic density membrane; AMPA glutamate receptor complex. Gene Ontology annotation, molecular function: voltage-gated calcium channel activity; channel regulator activity. The record is from RefSeq and is a predicted model, not a curated record. The coding region runs from base 1 to 1197 and encodes 398 amino acids.
AUGACAAAAGGGAGGCACGUGGUGAUGUCUUGUUGUUGUUGGUGCUGCGACAACCUCGGCGGUGCCGGUUCUUCAAGUGCUGGUGCUGGGGGUGUUGUUACGGGUGCAUCUGGUGGAAGUGUUGUCGUUGGUAGUAACGCCAAUAACGGUGGUGGUGGUCUUGGUAUUGCUUCCGGUCUUUCUGCAAUGCUAUCACUGGUAGUCGUCACCGUUGCCAUCAGUACAGGAGAGUGGCUUCUGACGGAAGAGAAACUACCGAAAACUUCGUCGAAUGUUUCUGUGGAACCUGACAGCAAAGUGACGUAUAGCGGUCUGUGGAGAGUCUGCGUUGCCAUAAGCUCCCGCAUGGAAUACGAGUGUUCCAGCAUUGACUAUUUUCCAAACGAGGAGUACAGUCCGGAUCCCAGCGAUUCAACGAUGGCAAUACCAUAUGCAGUUACCAAGUCGGCAAUGUUCUUCUUCGCUGCAACAUCACUGCUGGUGGUGGCCGAAGUUUGUUACUUCACUGCUCACGUUACUCACCCGAGACACAGACUUUGCGUCUUUGUCGCCGGGGUAGUCUUCAUAGUUUCCGGUUUGUUAAUGUUGGUGGGAAUGGUGAUGUACAUAUCUGUGUUCAAAGCUGAAGUUGGUAGUAAACUUAGACCAAGGUCAUCGUUUCAGGGACCACCCUUCACCUACAGGUACGGAUUCUCAUUUUUGCUGUACGUGAGUGGCUUCAUCACGACCGAGGUCGCUGGCACUUAUGCCAUUUUCUUGUAUAUUUCUUGGCACCAAAAAGAACUGGUACGGAGAGAUUCCAGGCGAAAAAAUUACGGGGGUGUGUACCACUUAGACAAUCACCACGUGCACCAUGCGAAUCACGCGACCAUAGGUCACAGCGGUUUCCUCUGCGAGAGGCAUCAGAAGAGAUACUUCUUCGGCAGGGAUUCCGUGGAUCACGUCGACUUCGACGAAUUCUUGCCGCCGCCGCCGAAUUUGGAUUACCACGAUUAUUCCAGACAGUUUCCCAGAGAUCUCACCACGCAGACGGUUAGUACAACAGCGGAUGUUUUACAAGAAGAGGAAGAGGAAUACAGUCCAAGUGUACAGCACGAAUUCGUGACUUUUGAUUUGGACGAACCGUUGCCGCCACCGCCGCCAGUUAGGGGUAGCGAAUGGACCUUCGAUACACUGAGGAAAACUACUCCCGUCUGAUAUACCGUCAGAUACGCGAGGCUGGUGCAAAGCGUUGAAAGCGACGACGAGGACGAAGCGGAAACCGAGG